Messenger RNA from Microcebus murinus (gray mouse lemur), 4004 nucleotides. It is a transcript of the gene UBE3B, whose product is annotated as ubiquitin protein ligase E3B. Gene Ontology annotation, molecular function: ubiquitin protein ligase activity. The record is from RefSeq and is a predicted model, not a curated record. Lineage: Eukaryota; Metazoa; Chordata; Mammalia; Primates; Cheirogaleidae. Gene Ontology annotation, biological process: protein polyubiquitination; ubiquitin-dependent protein catabolic process.
GGGCAAGAUGGCGGUCUGGCUUCAGCCGCUGCCCCGGGUCUGCUCGGGGGUUUUGGGCUAAGACGGCUCCAGCUGCGGCCCCGACUCCGAGUACCGGGGCCUCGAGCGGAUAAAGGUCUACGGCCUGCGGUAGCGAGUGGGGACAGGGUCAUCUGUUCUCCGGGUGGUGGGGCCGGGGACUUUGAGGGAGGUGGCUCUGGGGCCGAGUCCCUUCUGGACAGGUCGGAGGGGCAGGUGCUGGGGGCUGGUUUUCGUGCUCCAGGGUGUCUCUCCGUGGCCCUUUCCACUUCUUCUCACCCUUGGGGCGAUAAGCCUUUACAAACGGACUAAUGCUGGGCGCAAAGGAUUUGUUAUUGUGGUUGUUGAUGCCGAGGAGAGACGCCGGGCCUCGGGAGUCACCCAAACUGGAGUUCUAAUCCUAUUCGCUCGCUGUGUGACCUUGGAAACAAGCUACUCGAAAGUGAGAAGCCAUCUUCAGCUGUGAGUCCUGCACAAGAUCACUAAUGGUUACCUGGCAUUUGUGCAACACAGGCAGGUUCUCAGGGUUUGUGCAAGUUUGCAAACAUGUUCACCGUAUCUCAGACAUCGAGAGCGUGGUUCAUUGAUAGAGCCCGGCAGGCACGAGAAGAAAGGCUUGUGCAGAAGGAGCGGGAGCGGGCAGCUCUCGAGAUUCAGGCCCAUGUCCGGAGUUUUCUUUGUCGGAGGCGACUGCAGAGAGACAUCAGGAGAGAGAUUGAUGAGUUUUUUAAAGCAGACGAUUCUGGGUCCAGUAAAAGAAGUGCACUUUGUAUUUUUAAGGUCGCCAGGAAACUGCUGUUUUUAUUCAAAAUCAAAGAGGAUAAUGAGAGAUUGGAAAAGUUGUGCCGUAGCAUCCUGAGCAGCAUGGAUGCUGAGAACGAACCUAAGGUGUGGUACGUGUCCCUGGCUCUUUCUAAGGAUCUCACCUUCCUGUGGAUCAAACAGAUCAAGGCCAUUCUGUGGUAUUGCUGUGAGUUUCUUGAGCAGCUCAAGCCUGAAAUCCUACAAGACUCUCGACUCAUCACGCUGUGCCUCACGAUGCUUGUCACCUUCACAGACACUUCAACAUGGAAAAUUCUCCGGGGGAAAGGUGAGAGUCUUCGACCAGCCAUGAACCACAUUUGUGCAAACAUCAUGGGACAUCUCAACCAGCGUGGAUUUUACUCUGUGAUGCAGGUGUUGUUGACCCGUGGCCUGGCGAGACCUCGUCCUUGUCUGUCCAAAGGCACUUUAACGGCAGCAUUUUCUCUGGCAUUGCGCCCUGUGAUUGCUGCACAAUUUUCAGACAAUCUGCUCCGGCCGUUCCUCCUCCACGUCAUGUCUGUUCCUGCCCUUGUGACUCAUCUCAGCACAGUGACCCCCGAGCGCCUCACUAUUUUAGAAUCUCACGAUAUGCUUCGUAAAUUCAUCGUAUUUUUAAGAGACCAGGAUCGCUGCCGUGACAUAUGUGAAAGUUUAGAAGGAUGCCACACACUUUGUCUGAUGGGCAACCUCCUACACUUGGGCUCCCUCAGCCCCAGAGUGUUGGAGGAGGAGAUGGAUGGGUUUGUGAGUUUGCUCACCCAGAUGCUGUGCUACUGUCAAAAGUAUGUGUCCCAGAAGAAGUCCAACCUGACCCACUGGCACCCUGUCCUCGGCUGGUUCUCCCAAUCUGUGGAUUAUGGCCUCAACGAGUCGAUGCACUUGAUCACCAGACAGCUGCAGUUUCUGUGGGGGGUGCCCCUCAUCCGGAUCUUCUUCAGCGACAUCCUGAGCAAGAAGCUCCUGGAGAACCAGGAGCCAGCAGCCCCCGUGCCCCCACCGUCCCCGCAGAAUGUGCUUCCAGUGAAGAAUCUCCUAAAACGUGCGUUUCAAAAGUCUACAUCAGUCCGGAAUAUUCUCAGGCCUGUCGGGGGUAAACGCGUUGACUCUGCAGAAGUCCAGAAGGUCUGCAACAUCUGUGUCCUCUACCAGACCUCACUGACAACGCUGACCCAGAUCCGGCUGCAGAUACUCACAGGUCUCACUUACCUUGAUGACCUGCUGCCCAAACUGUGGGCGUUUAUCUGUGAGCUGGGGCCCCACGGAGGCUUGAGGCUCUUCCUGGAAUGCCUGAACAACGACACCGAGGAGUCCAAGCAGCUCUUGGCCAUGCUGAUGCUGUUCUGUGACUGUUCCCGGCACCUCAUCACGAUCCUUGAUGACAUUGAGGUUUACGAAGAACAAAUUUCAUUCAAACUGGAAGAGCUGGUCACCAUCUCCUCUUUUCUGAACUCCUUCGUGUUUAAGAUGAUCUGGGAUGGAAUCGUAGAGACUGCCAAGGGCGAGACCUUGGAGCUCUUCCAGUCUGUGCACGGGUGGCUGAUGGUGCUCUACGAGCGGGACUGCCGGCGACGCUUCGCCCCCGAGGACCACUGGCUGCGAAAGGAUCUCAAACCCAGCGUGCUCUUCCAGGAACUGGACAAGGACCGGAAACGGGCGCAGUUGAUCCUGCAGUAUAUCCCUCAUGUCAUUCCGCACAAAAAUAGAGUUCUCCUGUUCCGAAACAUGGUUACCAAGGAGAAAGAGAAACUGGGUCUCGUGGAAACCAGCUCGGCCUCCCCUCAUGUCACUCAUAUCACUAUCCGCCGGUCCCGGAUGCUGGAGGACGGCUACGAGCAGCUCCGGCAGCUGUCCCAGCACGCCAUGAAGGGCGUGAUCCGUGUGAAGUUUGUCAACGACCUCGGGGUGGACGAGGCCGGGAUCGAUCAGGACGGCGUUUUCAAGGAGUUCUUGGAAGAGAUCAUCAAGCGGGUGUUCGACCCGGCGCUCAAUCUCUUCACGACGACCAGCGGGGAUGAGAGGCUGUACCCCUCACCCACAUCCUACAUCCACGAGAAUUACCUGCAGCUCUUCGAGUUCGUGGGGAAGAUGCUGGGGAAGGCUGUGUAUGAGGGAAUCGUGGUGGACGUGCCCUUCGCAUCCUUCUUCCUGAGCCAGCUGCUUGGGCACCACCAUAGCAUCUUCUACAGCUCUGUGGACGAACUUCCUUCUCUGGACUCGGAGUUCUACAAAAACCUCACUUCCAUCAAGCGCUACGAUGGGGACAUUGCCGACUUGGGCCUGACUCUGUCUUACGAUGAGGACGUCAUGGGCCAGCUUGUUUGCCAUGAACUGAUUCCUGGAGGGAAGACCAUUCCUGUUACAAAUGAAAAUAAAAUUAGCUACAUCCAUCUGAUGGCGCAUUUCCGCAUGCACACUCAAAUCAAAAACCAGACAGCUGCCCUCAUUAGUGGAUUCCGUUCCAUCAUCAAACCCGAGUGGAUCCGAAUGUUCUCAACCCCUGAGCUACAGCGUCUCAUCUCUGGCGACAAUGCUGAGAUGGAUCUGGAAGAUUUAAAGAGGCACACGGUGUACUACGGCGGUUUUCAUGGAAGCCACAGAGUCAUCAUCUGGCUCUGGGAUAUUCUGGCCUCCGACUUCACGCCCGAGGAAAGAGCCAUGUUUCUGAAGUUUGUGACCAGCUGCUCCAGGCCCCCGCUCCUGGGAUUCGCCUACCUCAAGCCUCCCUUCUCCAUCCGCUGUGUCGAAGUGUCGGAUGAUCAGGACACCGGGGACACCCUGGGCAGCGUCCUCCGGGGCUUCUUCACCAUCCGCAAGCGGGAGCCGGGCGGCCGUCUGCCCACCUCCUCCACCUGCUUCAACCUGCUCAAGCUGCCCAACUACAGCAAGAAGAGCGUGCUCCGGGAGAAGCUGCGCUACGCCAUCAGCAUGAACACGGGCUUCGAGCUCUCCUAGCCCCGCCCCGGCCCACCCCUCCAGGGCUCCUGGGCACCAGGGACCUUCAGCUCCUGGAGGUGGCAUGCCCCUGGGAACGUGACCACCUUGCCGGGUGACAUCGACCCCCAGACCCUCUCUAUAGCCAUGAGACCCCCCUGUGGCCUCAAGAACUUUAGACAACACGACAUAGCAUUCUCCAGGUGACGCUUACGGAAGGGAAUGUGGAAAAUAAACCUCCAGAUUCCGCC